AUGUCCAAUGACUAUGGCGACGUCGACUUUCUAGUUUGUGGUCCCUACUACUCAACUGGAACCCACACAAUCGACAGCUUUCCAUGGGACACAUCGGUCGGUCGCAUCAAGGCCUUACUGGACACUGAGCAUGGCCGCCGUGGCUUUCUCACCAAAGACUGCAUGUACUUUGCCAUUCGCAGCGCAACAGGAAACCACUAUAUUCAGAUCGACGUCAAGGUCUGCUUCCGACCUGAGAUGUUCCACUGGGACCACUUCGAGCUCAAAUAUGCGAGCAAUAGCAAGAUGAUUGGCAGCAUGAUCAAGCCACUGGGACUCACUCUCGAUCCUGAAGGUCUUCAUAUUCGCGUCAAGGAGAUUGAAGAGACAAACUUCCCCGGCAGCAUGAUCUCUGUCAGCAAGAAUCCAAAGGAUGUUCUGAGGAUUAUCCGUCUGGAUCUUAGGAUCCUGGAUGACGGUUUCAAGUCCCAGGCCGAACUCUACGAGUACUUAACUAGCUCCUGGCUCUUCCACUCAGGCCACUUCGUCGCACGUCUAGCCGAGGACAGUUACGCCGAUAGACUCGAAGACCGCUCGGUCGCAUGGACGUACUUUGUCAAGGAGUGGCUUCCCCAGCGCUACCCCGAAGCUCAAGACCUCCAGGAAUGGUACAAGCGCACACGAGAUGCAGUCCGGCAGCAAGUCUUUACCAUGUUCCCGCACAUCGCAACUACAUACUACAAGAAGCUCAGCACAUGGGCGAACGAGCAAGAGGAGAAGCGACUGAAGGAAAUGAUCACACAAGCCAUCCCAUCCGGCACCGAUGGAUGGAAAGACAAUUUCCCCCAGCCAGAGAUCUUCAUCAAGCACCCAUCGCCCAUGGUAUCUGAGUUUCCACGUUCAGUUUCCGGAGACCUGACCCCGCCGUUGACACCACCGCUAAAGGCGUUGCGAUUGACAGAUACGCCCGAUGAAACCGAUGACAGCAAGACAGACAUAUAUUUCCUUUCCUCCCAAUGCUCACUCAAACCACAAGAGGUCCCUCUGUAUCUUGAGUGUCUUCUUCGAGCGGCCCCGAUGACCUGCACCCCGCGACCACCCCCCGCCGGCAUGUCACCUGAAGCCAAGCUUCGAUGCCUCGCACGCUGGACAACCUUUGACAGUGGAACCGGUGCGCCCUCGCUCACAACCGUGCCGAACGAUAGCACCACUGAGACUAGCUGGGUCGAAGCCGUUCAUUAUGGUGCUACAGAUGAUGUUCUGGUUACCUGGGCUAAGGAUAUGUGGUGGCCUAUCUGGGUACGUCAGUCAUAUGUGAACUAUGUUGGUAUGUGGAAGAGGAAGUUCGAGAAAGAGGAUAAGAAGAAGAAGGCACAGGAGCAGAAGAAGAGGGAGGAAGAGGAAAAGCUCUCAAAGACGGACUUGAUCGUGGCUGGAGAUGGAGUAGUGAAGGUUGAGGAAGUGUGCUAG
Molecule: messenger RNA, 1449 nt
Organism: Pyrenophora tritici-repentis Pt-1C-BFP
Lineage: Eukaryota; Fungi; Ascomycota; Dothideomycetes; Pleosporales; Pleosporaceae
Source: RefSeq, a predicted model, not a curated record